Temnothorax curvispinosus is the source of this 1181-nucleotide messenger RNA. RefSeq names its product ribosome biogenesis protein BRX1 homolog. The transcript is spliced from 4 exons. Gene Ontology annotation, molecular function: rRNA binding. Gene Ontology annotation, cellular component: nucleolus. Gene Ontology annotation, biological process: ribosomal large subunit assembly; rRNA processing. The coding region runs from base 135 to 1181 and encodes 348 amino acids. The record is from RefSeq and is a predicted model, not a curated record. Lineage: Eukaryota; Metazoa; Arthropoda; Insecta; Hymenoptera; Formicidae.
UGCAACAUGACGAAACUCACGAAACACGUGUAGUGUAGCGUGUAGCUGUACUUUUGAAUCCCCUCAUUUUGCAGUCAAGAAACUAUUAUUUUAUUUUAUUCUGCUCGUUGCUAUUUAUUUCGUUCAUUCUUAUAAUGACGAAAACAUUAAAGAGGAAGCAGAAGGAAGAUGUGGAGAAAAAAGCUGAAAAACCGAAAAAGAUAACGUCAGAUGAACCUGCCACUAAAAAGGCGAAAUGGGUCAACAGACAACGGGUAUUGGUGUUCGCCACUCGAGGUAUCAAUCAUAGGCAUCGACAUCUGAUGGAGGACUUGAAGAGACUGAUGCCGCAUCACCGUCCAGAAUGCAAGAUGGAACGUACCAAGAAUUUGCAGGUGGUGAACGAAAUGUGCGGGGUGAAGAAUUGCAAUAAGGCUGUCCUGUUUGAAGGUCGAAUGAAGCGAGAUCUUUAUGUGUGGUUCGCUAAUGUUCCCACUGGCCCAAGCGCAAAAUUUCUUGUAGAAAAUGUUUAUACAAUGGGAGAGCUGAAGAUGACGGGAAACUGUUUGAAAGGGACUCGGCCGUUAUUGUCAUUUGAUGAAAAUUUUACCACACACGCGCAUUACUGUCUCUUGAAGGAGUUGCUGACGCAGAUCUUUGGUGUGCCGAAUCAUCACCCUAAAAGUCAACCGUUCUUCGAUCAUGUAUACACGUUCAGCAUUCUGGAUAACAGGAUAUGGUUCCGAAAUUUUCAAAUUUUAACAGAGGACGGCGCAUUAGCCGAAAUUGGCCCAAGGUUUGUCUUGAAUCCAGUCAAGAUAUUUAGUGGAAGUUUCGGCAGUGACACUUUGUGGGAUAAUCCUCAUUAUAUUUCCCCUGCCAAGUUUCGACAAUCAUUGACAAAAAAGGCUGCUAAUAAGUAUAAAAACAGAGUUGAGCAGAAAAUGGUGCAACAGGCAACUAAACCUGAGUUAUCUUACGCAUUUAAUCCCACAGAUGAGAUAUUUAAAGGUGAUAUAAUGGAGAAAGCAAUAGAAAUGGAAGAAAAAUUGGAGGAUGAUAAAAAUGAGAACUUGGAAAAGCCUGUAAAAAACAAGGUAAAAAAGAUAAAAAAGAAGCCUGUGGUAGCUAAAAAAGUUAAAAAAGUUAAAAAAGGAAAAUCUGUAAAAUCAAAAGGCUUGAAAAAAAAGAAAAUAAAAUAA